Messenger RNA from Drosophila elegans, 5096 nucleotides. RefSeq names its product protein jim lovell (gene lov). Gene Ontology annotation, biological process: regulation of transcription by RNA polymerase II. Gene Ontology annotation, molecular function: protein binding; DNA binding. Lineage: Eukaryota; Metazoa; Arthropoda; Insecta; Diptera; Drosophilidae. The record is from RefSeq and is a predicted model, not a curated record. Gene Ontology annotation, cellular component: nucleus. The transcript is spliced from 5 exons. The coding region runs from base 774 to 3908 and encodes 1044 amino acids.
AUGCACAUUCAUACACACACACAGGGCAAGUGAGCAUAAGUACGCAACGAGUACAGAGAAUAAAUCACACGAAAUGCGAAUGGAACGAAACGAAACCGAAGCACAGUACCAAACAGUCUCUUACAUACAUUCACUCUUUCACCAGGCAGCCUCUGCCCCACCUUUCAUCGCCUAACCACCCACCACCCCAUUCCACCCUUUCCAACCUUCUAUCAGAGGCAGCGACGACGACGUCGCUUAAAAAUCCCACAACAGUAGACUGCGAAGCCGAAAGGUGGCCUCUGAAAGUGUGCGGAGUGUGGGGACGGGGUGGCGAAGACACACAACCAGAGACAUGCAGACGACAAAAAAGGCGGAGUCUAAAAACUGGGGAGCAAAACAACAACAACAACGUCAACUGAAAAAGGAAAUAAAAAUCAUCUCUCUCUUUCCCUCAACUGGAGCUUGAAACGAAAAAAGCGUGGAGCAAAAAAAUGAAGCGAAUGCCGAGUAAAAGCCGAGCUGCGCAGCCGGCAGCGCUGCUGGCGCCUCAGCCACAGUCGACGUCGACGGAGCGUGUAUGACGAAUUCAACUCGCAUUGCACACUUUCAUACGUGUCCCGGAGGUGGAGCUAGAAGGGAGUGGGUCGGGAACGGAAACGGGAACGGGAACGUGAGCGAUAAGGGGAAGGGGAGCGGAGCUUGAAACAGGACAAGGGUCGAGGCGGAGAUGAUGACGAUGCCUGAUUCGUACAUUGACAAGCAAAGCACCUUGCACGUGACUGGGACGGGGCAUGUUAAAGGACGCCGACAAGGAGUUGAUUAAACAUCGCCUACUGACGUCGCUUCCCAUGACCGACUUCGCUCGUCAGGUGGCGCCCAUACAGCCUCCUCUGCCGCUCCAAAUUCCGCUGCCGCUUUUGGCCAAGACGCCGACCAACGAUCACGCCCCGAUGCACUCUACGCCACCAACGACGCCGCCCACGCCUCCACCUCUGCCCUUGAACAUGAGUCAAGCAGCCACGGCGGCGGUAGAAACGGAGUCUCCCUGUGAACACAGUCCGCCAACCACACCCCCCUCGAGAGGGGCAAGCGGAGCAAACUCGGCCCCACAGGAUCACUACAGUCUGCGCUGGAACAACCACCAAAACCACAUCCUGCGGGCCUUCGAUGCACUGCUGCAGACCAAGACGCUGGUGGAUGUGACCCUGGUUUGCGCAGAAACUUCAAUCCGUGCACACAAAAUGGUGCUCUCUGCCUGCUCGCCCUUCUUCCAGCGCGUGUUCGCGGAAACCCCCUGCAAGCACCCGGUUAUCGUGCUUAAGGACUUUCGGGGCUGGGUUGUGCAGGCCAUUGUGGACUUCAUGUACCGCGGAGAGAUCAGCGUCCCCCAGCAGCGUCUCCAGACCCUUAUUCAGGCUGGAGAGUCGCUUCAGGUGCGGGGACUGGUGGAGAGUUCAGUGCCCGAGCACACGCCCACGCCGGCCGCCUCUCCCGACGACUUUGGAAUGCUAGACGCAUCGAUGCUGUCCUCCAGUUUCAAUGACGAAUCGCCCUCGAUGGCCGGACCGUCGGCGUCGGGCAAGCUGAUGAUGCCCUCCGCCCGACUGUUUGGCAAUGGCUCAAACACCAUGCCUGCAUUGAGUCUUCGCCGUAAGCGGGAGCAGGAUUUCGACCGCGAGCAAGAGAGCGAUCAGGAGUUGGGGAGCAGUUCGCCCAUGCCGCGACGCAAGCAGGCACGGCCUCGCCGCCGAUCUGGCGAUGUUCCCCACGACUUUGCCCUUAACAAGACCGAUGCGGAAUCUCUGCAAACUGUGAUCAAGCACGAGCUGCUGGAGCGUUCGGAAAGAGACCACGACGAGGAUCAUGAUCAAGAUCACAUCCAAAGCGAGACGCAGAAAAAUGAUUCCUCGGCAGCGGAAACGUCGACAAACCAGUCGAAGGAGCAGCAGACGCUAAAGCCAGAAAUACCCGAUCAUCGCCUUAACCUCAACGAAAGCCACCAUCAACUCGAGCUGGACGAUGAGGACGACGACGAUCAGGACCAUGAGGAAGAGGAAGAGGAGCAGGACAUUGAAGAGCUUAUUCACACAACUAACGAGCUGAGACGACAGGCUGCCGUGGCCGCUGCAAAUGCGACCGCCAUGUCGCCCACCCCCUCACCCUGCCCCAGUGACGGGCCAGAGGACCUCUGCACCACCAAGAAGCCCAAGGACGGAAACACCGCCCACUCGUCUGACUGUGAGUCCAAUAACAACAACAGCAGCAAGCUGCAGGACAACAACCAGCGCAUUAUGCUGUCUCUGAAGGACAUCCGCCAACUAAACGCCAAUCCGAACCCCACAGCCAUCCACACGCCCACCAGCUGCUCUGGAGGCAACAACGGACUCCUGAGUUUUCCACCGCCGGGUCUUCGGCCACCUGGACUCCCGGACAGCCCGCCGUGCCACAUGGAAGCGCUGGAGGCGCAGAUGCACGCUGCCGCGGCAGCAGCUGUGGCGGCUGCCGGAGCCGGCGAGCAUCCUUUCCAGCACAUGGAGCACCAAAUGGAAAUGUCUUUGGCGGCUGCGGCGGCAGCAGCUGCCAUGCAUCAGCGGGAGCCAAGAGAUCCCCGUGAUCCUCGAGACCACAACGUAUUUGCCAGCAAUCUUUUAGGGCCAAUGGGAAUGCCCCCGUUUGGAGGUCAUAACGGAGGACAUCCGGGCAGCAGUGGUCCUGGAAGCGGAUGUCCCGGGCAGGCUGCUCACGAACGGCUCGAGGAGAGCAUGAAUCGGCUGAGUAAGGAGCUGGGCAAGGAGUUCGGAAAGGAUUUUGGCAAGGAGUUUGGAAAGGAGUUUGCCCCGGCGUCGCCAAUGAGUUUGCCAGGACACUUCAAUGCACCGGAUGGACCUCCGCAUCCGCCGUCGCCACUGCCCUUUCCUGGCAUGUCGUCUGCGAUGACGUUGACGCCUCCGCACAUGUUUGGGUUGGACUCCCCACUCGGACUCUUUCCUCCUGGGAUGGAUCCUGGCAAGCUGUACAAUCCGCUAAUGGAAAUGAGCGAUCCGAGAGACAUGACUGGAGGGGCACCACCGUUUCUCAAAAAAAAAAUGCCACGACCAAAGGGGCAGCACUCGGCGCCUCGCGGAGGUCCUCCUCGCUCCUGGACCAACACAGAACUGACGGAGGCACUGCAGCACGUUUGGAACAAAAAGAUGACCACGUCGCAGGCCUCGCGCAUUUUCGGUAUCCCCUACAACUCCCUGCUUAUGUAUGUGCGGGGCAAGUACGGAAAAAGCUUGAAGCUCGAGCAGCUGCGAAAGGAUUGUAUCAGUGGUCCGCCGAUCGAGAUGCUGCAGAUGGGCAUUAGCGGCGGCAACGGGGGCAGCAGCGGCUCCAACAAGAGCGAGAAAAGCAAGGAGCGCAAAGAUAAAGAGAAGGACAAGAGCUCCGCGAGCAACAACGGCUCCGGUGGCACGACCAAUGCCCAAGGCGGAGGCCCGACUUCUGGAAACGGAUCCUCCGUGCCGCAUUCCGGGGAUCUUGGACCCUUGGGCCCGCUGGACCUGGAGCUAGGUCUUCCCCUGGGACCACCUGGCGGCCCUCGCAGCGGCAGUUCGGAGCCCGAUCUGCUGAGCGGUCCCAAUGCCCUCUUCAACCCGUUCAACCCGCAGGGCUUCUACCCGGACUUUGCCGGCGGCUUUCCCGGCCUUCCCCUGAGCAUGCUGAAUCUGCUGCCGCCGGCAGAGCGCCACCACGCUGCGGCAGCCAUGCACCACCUGGGCGUAACCAUGGACGAGGACUGCAAGUCUGUGGGAUCGAAGCAGUCUUCCUCCAUAGACGAUGACUUCGCGGGCCCUGGGAUGCCACACUCGCUGGACCAGCGGCGGGAGAUGAGCGCGACGGGCCCACCACUGUCGCAAUCGAAUGGGGCGGCCGGGCAGGAUUGAAACUUGUGGCGGGAUUGGGCAACUGGGGCUACCAACGCCAAUCCAAUAUACUUCCCUGCUUUCGAGCUGAACCAUGAGCAGAACCCGACCCCACAGUCCCUGCCUAUGCGACCCGCCCUGCACCAAAUGGCCUGCCGUGAGCUCAGUUUUAAGCCGGACCUAUUCAUGGCCAGGCGCAAGCUGAAACGCUUUCGAACCAAACGCCAGCUCCAAACGCAGAUGGAGCCGCCAAACGCAGCCGUUUCUGCCAACUGUACCAUCAGCCACGCGCUGCCAUCGCUGAGGACUUGAAUGUUAACCCGAAUGCAAUAUGAUUACUUUUAGUUUAUUUUAUUUUUUAGUGCCCGUGAAGGACAAUAUUGAUUUACUAGGAUAACGUUCCCCUUUGUUUGAGCAAAAAAAAUCUGUAAAUUUUGCUGGUGCUUUUAGUUCCUAUUCCCAAUUAUAUAAUUUUAAUAUUUUGCUUUAAUUUGGAUAAUUGUAAUUGGAUAUGACAAAGCUUACAAAGCAUUUGAGGCAAUACAUAAAAACAAUAUAUAUUACAGCCUGUAUUAUUAUAUAAUUUAAGUAUGGAAAGGAAUAUAAUCAAAAAGAGCGAAGGUUAAGAAAAGAUAAAAAUUGUGUAUAUAUGAGGAAAUCCAAACCAACAAACAACAUUAGCCCCCUGCUCAGGCUGUGGAACCGAUUGCCACGGCCUGCUUGUUUGGGAGAGAGUUAUACAACAUGGCGAAUAGUAGUAUUGAUAAUAUCGGUUACACGGCCGAUGACUGUACCAAAAUUUUUAAUGUUAUUUUAUAAAAGAAAAACAAAAAAAAAUAGUUUUAGUCGUAAGUUUUCUCGUAGAAAAUUCGUAAUUGUAUAGAAAACAUCAGCACCAAUAUUAACCACUCAUAGUUGCACAUUCCCCUCACCAAAAGUCGACAUUCCUAGUUAUUGGCAGAUGCCCUUUGUAAAUCUCUGCCAAUCUCAUGGAAUAACCCAGAAAAAUCCGUUUUGUAAUCUUAUUUGUAAAGAAUUGAACAAAACCAACCGAUUAAAAAUACACAAUGUGACACAUUUCCGCACAUAGUUUUAAUAACUUAUAAGCUCAAAUAAAAUAUUUUAAUAUUAAAUAUUACAACAGUAACUUAUGUAAGUAAAAAAAAAAGUAUAUGCAUUACAAUAAAUAGCAAAGGUUAUUAAAUAAAA